Molecule: messenger RNA, 285 nt
Organism: Schistosoma mattheei
Lineage: Eukaryota; Metazoa; Platyhelminthes; Trematoda; Strigeidida; Schistosomatidae
Source: the annotation of a GenBank genome assembly
AUGACUAAUUAUCACAAGAAUGUGGGAAUUCAACCAUUGAAAACAUUUUUAGCUCGUGCAAUCUAUGAUAAUCUAUCAGAAAAUCCAACAGAAUUAAAUUUUUCACGUGGUGAUUUAAUCACAGUAUUGGAUAGAAAUCCAUCUGGUUUAAAUGGUUGGUGGGUAUGUAGUAUUCGUGGUCAAUUAGGAAUUGCACCGGGUAAUCGUCUUGAACUAUUAGGCCUUAUAAAUUUUAAAAUACAUUGUCUAUCUGAGUUUAACUAUUGCAAAUCAUUUAAUUUAUAA